This is a messenger RNA of Ilyonectria robusta, 1815 nucleotides long. RefSeq names its product Alpha/Beta hydrolase protein. The coding region runs from base 1 to 1815 and encodes 604 amino acids. The transcript has 9 exons. NCBI's taxonomy places the organism in Eukaryota, Fungi, Ascomycota, Sordariomycetes, Hypocreales, Nectriaceae. The record is from RefSeq and is a predicted model, not a curated record.
AUGGACGAUAAGAGAGCGAUGGCGGCAGCCGUCGACGGGAAUCCCCUCUUGAGAGAACGGACAACGCAGCCGCCUAAGAGGAGGUCUGCCUUGAUGCUGGGGCUGCUGACGACCAUCGCUAUCGUCGCUUGCUUCCAUUUGUGGCCACUGGGGACAGGGCGUCAACAUGCCCCAGAUGCUGAGCCACUCCCGUGGACUUGGAGCGAUAUCAAGCCGAGCCGUGACCUCGUCUGGGAGAAGUGCUACGAUAACCAGUUUGACUGUGCCAGACUAGAUGUUCCCAUGGAUUGGCUAGACCCUACCGAGGAGCAGCGUGUUGUUUUGGGAGUCAUCAAACUGGCCGCCAAGUCCAAGGGAAAGAACUUCUCCCCUGUGUUUGUGAACCCCGGUGGUCCUGGCGGAUCCGGAGUGCAAUUUGUUAAAAAGGCUGGUAGUCUGCUACAGACUAUUGUUGGUGAUAACCAUGACAUCAUCAGCUUCGACCCUCGAGGAGUCGGUGUUUCCACUCCACGAGUCGAAUGCUGGGGCUCUUCCCAGAAGCGCAAGCUGUGGUCUCUCCAGGACACUCCCGUCGUUGACGAGCGCCCUGGUCUUGUGUACGAUGCUUAUGCCCGCGCCUCGGCUUACUCGAGCGUUUGUGAGACGGCCAUGGCCUCUACUGGAAUCAUGAGCCACCUCAGCACCGCAUCAAUCGCCCGCGACAUGCUUGAGAUUCUGGACAAGACGGGCCACGCCCGGCUUCGGUACUGGGGUUUUAGUUACGGAACUAUCCUGGGUGGUGUCUUUGCCGGCUUAUAUCCCGAUCGUGUGGAGAGACUUGUUAGCGAUGGCAACUGUGACUAUCACGACUGGUUCAAGUUAGACCACGCCAACUUCGUCUCUGACACUGACAAGAUCUUUGAUGCCUUCGACAGUGCCUGCCACAAGGUAGGGCCCGACAGAUGCGCGCUCUGGGCCGAGUCCCCCGAGGCCGUCCAGAACCGUCGCGGCGACCUCCUCGCCCGCCUCCGGAUAUCCCCCGUUGUCGUCCCCGCGUGGUCGCACCCGUCCGGCCCAGAGCUCCCGGCGCUGAUCACCUACUCCAAGUUGCAGCGACUUACGCAGACCAUCCUCUAUAAGCCGCAGACGCAGUUCCAGCGCAUGGCGCACGUGUACGCGGCCCUGGAGCGUGGCGACGGCAUGCCCUUUUACGACAUGAUGCGGGAGCACGCCACCGACGAGCCCGGCCAGUUGUGCUUGCUCGGGGACACGCCGGCGACGAUGCCGCAGGAGACGGGCACCGAGGACGAUGCGUUCCCGGCCAUCAUGUGCUCCGAUAACGAGCCGGUGACCGAUACCCCUGAGGAAUUUGAGCAGUUCGCCAACAAGAUUGAGGGCAUCAGCAAGUGGGCGGGCGCGGUGAACCUCCUGUUCCGGGUUGUUUGCCUGGGUAAGACUGUGAGGCCGAAGUGGCGCUUCUCCGUCGAGGACUUCCAGGGUGACACGGCGCACCCAAUCCUCUUCAUCGGCAACAUGGCCGACAACGUAACCCCCCUGCAGAGCGCCUUCAACAACUCGGCCCGCUUCCCCAGCUCCGUGGUCCUCAAGCAAAACUCGUAUGGCCACUGCUCUCUUGCUGCGGCGUCGACAUGCACGGCGCGCCACAUUCGGGCAUACUUCCAACACGGCACGCUGCCGUUGGCUGGCGCCGAGUGCGAUCCGGACUACGACCUGUUUGAGCUGCCGACGGACCAACACGCCGCUGCGCAGGAUGACUUGGCCUCGGCUGUGUUUGAGUUGGCGCACGAGGUGGAUCUUCCGAGGGGGGGUUGGUAG